Messenger RNA from Alternaria hordeiaustralica, 477 nucleotides. RefSeq names its product Eukaryotic translation initiation factor 1A (gene EIF1A). The transcript has 3 exons. Gene Ontology annotation, cellular component: cytoplasm. The coding region runs from base 1 to 477 and encodes 158 amino acids. NCBI's taxonomy places the organism in Eukaryota, Fungi, Ascomycota, Dothideomycetes, Pleosporales, Pleosporaceae. The record is from RefSeq and is a predicted model, not a curated record. Gene Ontology annotation, molecular function: translation initiation factor activity; RNA binding. Gene Ontology annotation, biological process: translational initiation.
AUGCCGAAGAACAAGGGAAAGGGAGGUAAAAACCGACGUAGGGGUAAGAACGAGAACGACAACGAAAAGCGCGAACUCGUCUUCAAAGAAGAAGGCCAAGAAUACGCCCAAGUCGUCAAGAUGCUCGGAAACGGUCGUCUAGAAGCCCAGUGCUUCGACGGCGCCCGCCGUCUCGCCCAUAUCCGCGGCAAGCUGAGGAAGAAGGUCUGGAUCAACCAGGGUGACAUUAUCCUGCUGUCGCUGCGAGACUACCAGGAUGAGAAGGGUGAUGUUAUUAUGAAGUACUCUGCCGACGAAGCCCGCUCAUUAAAAGCCUACGGCGAACUCCCCGAAAACGCAAAGAUCAACGAGACAGACACGUACGGCGACCAGGGCGACGAGGGCAUCGGUUUCGAGUUCGACGAGGACCGCGACGACAGCGAUUCAGACGAGGCUGACGGCACCGGCAAGAAGGAGAUCGAUAUUGACGACAUUUGA